Molecule: messenger RNA, 744 nt
Organism: Pseudovirgaria hyperparasitica
Lineage: Eukaryota; Fungi; Ascomycota; Dothideomycetes; Acrospermales; Acrospermaceae
Exons: 3
Coding region: 1-678 (225 amino acids)
Source: RefSeq, a predicted model, not a curated record
AUGCUUGGCCAUCGAAGGACACCCCGUCGCCUCAAGAGCAUAGUCCCUCCAGGAUACACUCCUCCUUUCAGCAAGUGUUCAGAGGAUCCAGAGGACAACGUCAACACUGACAACCCAAGUGACGAAGCAAUGACUGAUGUACCACCCGAACCAAUGCUAGCAGAAGAAGGGGAGAUGAAGACCACGCAGGCAGAGACAGACGCCGCACGAGGAGAACCCACUCUUCUCGACAUCCUCACAGAAACCCACGCCACCGUCACUAAGCUCCAGCACGAGAUCAACGAACUCCAGAACAUGCCGCCCUACGGCUUCUUCCGCAUCGAGCAGUUCCUGAUUGAAAAGUCUGCUGCCCGAAUCAACCUUCGUAUACUAACAGAGAACCUCGCAAUCCAGAUCGGCCGCAUCGAGGCUUUACCGCACGACCAGCCACUCCCACCCGAAGUGCAACUUCAGCUGCUGAAGACAAAGGACGAAAAGGCCCAGCUGGCCGUCGAGAAGGUCAAGGCGGAGGCUGACGAGCUCCGGACAGAACUCGAUGAGAGCAAGGUCAACUAUCAGCAGGUUAUAGAUUAUCUCGGGAACACCGGGACGGAGAAUUAUACGCUCCGGAAGAACCUGAAGACGAGUGAGGCGCAUCUCAAGAGGGUUACUGCUUUGUAUGAAGAGAAUCUUGGAUGAUCAUCAUGCCAUAUACGGCUAUGGGCAUUGGGAUACUAGGCUUGAUCUUAGGGAGAAGUAUGCGUU